Molecule: messenger RNA, 1406 nt
Organism: Nyctereutes procyonoides (raccoon dog)
Lineage: Eukaryota; Metazoa; Chordata; Mammalia; Carnivora; Canidae
Gene: RNF167
Product: ring finger protein 167
Exons: 9
Coding region: 153-1208 (351 amino acids)
Biological process (GO): positive regulation of DNA-templated transcription; ubiquitin-dependent protein catabolic process; protein ubiquitination
Cellular component (GO): cytoplasm; nucleoplasm
Molecular function (GO): zinc ion binding; ubiquitin protein ligase activity
Source: RefSeq, a predicted model, not a curated record
GGGUUCGACCCCCGCGCCCCCAUGUAGCUGGGAAGCGGGGCCUGGGGGUGGUCGGACCCCUGGGAUUCUGAAGGGGGACGGAGAGGGCGCGGAACCCCGCUUGUGCCGCUGCUGCCGGGACGCGGCGUCCUCGGGAUCCCCUCGUCGCUGCCAUGCUCCCCGCGGCCUUCCCGCUUCCUGUGGUCGUGGCCGCCGUGCUGUGGGGAGCGUCCCCCGCGCGGGCGCUCAUCAGAGCGACCUCCGACCACAAUGCCAGCAUGGACUUUGCAGACCUACCAGCUCUCUUUGGGGCUGCCCUGAGCCAGGAGGGACUUCAGGGCUUCCUUGUGGAGGCUCACCCAGCCAAUGCCUGCAGCCCCAUUGCCCCUCCACCCCCAGCCCCGGUCAACGGGUCAGUGUUUAUUGCACUGCUUCGAAGAUUCGACUGCAACUUUGACCUCAAGGUCCUGAAUGCUCAGAAGGCCGGGUAUGGCGCAGCUGUGGUCCACAACGUGAACUCCAACGAGCUUCUGAACAUGGUGUGGAAUAGUGAGGAAAUCCAGCAGCAGAUCUGGAUCCCGUCUGUGUUUAUCGGGGAGAGGAGCUCUGAGUACCUGCGUGCCCUGUUUGUCUACGAGAAGGGGGCUCGGGUGCUUCUGGUUCCAGACAAUAGCUUCCCUCUGGGGUAUUACCUCAUCCCCUUCACAGGGAUUGUGGGACUGCUCGUUCUGGCCAUGGGAGCGGUGAUGGUAGUUCGUUGUAUCCAGCACCGGAAGCGGCUCCAGCGGAAUCGACUGUCCAAAGAGCAACUGAAACAGAUUCCUACACAUGACUAUCAGAAGGGAGACCAGUAUGAUGUGUGUGCCAUCUGCCUGGAUGAGUAUGAGGAUGGGGACAAGCUGCGAGUACUGCCCUGUUCUCAUGCCUACCACAGCCGCUGUGUGGACCCCUGGCUCACCCAGACCCGGAAGACCUGUCCCAUCUGCAAGCAGCCUGUCCACCGGGGCCCAGGGGAUGAGGAAGAGGAGGAAGAGACACAGGGGCCAGAGGGUGAUGAGGAAGGGGAGCUGAGGGACCAGCCUGCUUCAGAACGGACCCCACUUCUGGGCUCUAGCCCCCCACUUCCGAGUUCCUUUGGCUCCCUAGCUCCUACCGCUCUUGUUUUCCCAGGGUCUUCAACAGAUCCCCCUUCCUCCCCUCCAUCUUCUUCAGCUGCCAUCCUGGUCUAAUGUCCCCCCUCAUCCCCUCCCCACACCUCCUGUGACCUAUUUGCACAGCCCCUGAGCCUCUCCUCUUGUGCUGAGGGACAGGGGACCUUCUGCCCCAGGUUGCUCCUUUAUCCAGCCCCAUCCUUUUGAGGGGGUUGGGGGUGUAAAGGGCCUGAGGUCUUCACUUACUCAGUAAAUAAAACUGUUUUUGUGAACUAA